Strongylocentrotus purpuratus (purple sea urchin) is the source of this 3698-nucleotide messenger RNA. Its product is annotated as long-chain fatty acid transport protein 6. The record is from RefSeq and is a predicted model, not a curated record. Gene Ontology annotation, molecular function: long-chain fatty acid transmembrane transporter activity; long-chain fatty acid-CoA ligase activity. The coding region runs from base 237 to 2126 and encodes 629 amino acids. NCBI's taxonomy places the organism in Eukaryota, Metazoa, Echinodermata, Echinoidea, Camarodonta, Strongylocentrotidae. The transcript has 9 exons.
ACACACACCCACUUAAUUGCAUACAGCCCCAUGCUGUAGGAUCGCGAAUGCCUCGUAAGAACUUUAAUAUUUCAAUUGCACUUUUGGGGAUAUACCAAGACCUUCACAUAAUAAACUCAGCAAGAUCCAAAAAGUGACGCUCAUCUGAGAAAGCAAGAUACCCUGAUCUGAAUUUGAACAAGCUGUACUCGUUGAUCGCAAGCGGCUGAAGUGAGUAGCAUAACGAGCGGAGAUAGAUGGCCAAAGCACGGGGGAUCGGGCCGCCUGCUCUCGCAGCAGCUGUCGCUUCUAUACCUGCCAGCUAUCUGUGGCUUCGUUAUAGGUACCCGACAUUUUGGAAAGAUGUCGAUUUUGUGAAGAGAUUUGCGCGCCUCAACUCGAAUAUGCAAAGACAGCUAAAUGCAGGACAUACGAUUGUCGAUAUCUUCGAGCAAAAAGCCUUGGAAAACCCCGACCAUCCUGGUAUUUUAUUCGAGAAGGAGGCGUACACGUACGGAGAAGUUCGGGCGAAUGCUGCUCGCGUCGCCCGCUGGGUGACCUCGGCUGAUCCGACAUUGAAGAAAGGCGAUGCAAUUUGUAUGCUGCUUCAGAACAGUCCUGUUUUUAUCUGGACAUGGCUUGGUUUUCUCAAGAAAGGAAUCAUUACAAGUCUUCUCAACUUUAACCUGAAGCCAUCUGCUAUCUUAGAAUGCAUUAGAGUCAGUGAAGCCAAGAAGCUCGUCUUUGGAACAGAGUUCUUGGAGGUGGUAGAAGAGUUGAUGCCAGAGCUACAGGCUCUCAAUGUGGAGCUAUGGAUGGUUAACGAUUCAGGGAUGUCUGGCAUAGAGUAUCCAGUAGGGGUCGUUUCCAUGGAUACAGGCAUGAUGUCUGGUGAACCUCUUGCCAGUGAGCCGAUGACAAUGGAUGAGAUUUCCUCCUACAUCUUUACCUCUGGAACUACAGGUCUGCCAAAACCAGCGACGAUUCCUCAUCGUAAGAUCAUCCGUGGAAUAUUUCUCCAUGCUUUCUCUGAUCUGACACCAGAUGACACGUACUAUGUGGUUCUGCCUCUCUACCAUUCUGCUGCUCUCUUUAUAUCUGUCUGUGCCACCUUCUACCAUGGUGGGACUGUUGCAUUGGCCAAGAAGUUUUCUGCCAGGCAUUUUUGGGAUGAUAUAAGGAGACACGAUGCGACUGGUUUCCAGUACAUAGGAGAGCUGUGCAGAUAUCUUAUAGCCCAGCCUAAGCGAAACGACGAUGGCAAGUACCCAAGAAAGCUAAAGAUCGCAUUGGGGAAUGGUCUUCGGCCUGAAAUCUGGGAGGAGUUCCGGUCUCGCUUCAACAUUGAGAAAAUAAUAGAGAUUUACGCUGCGACAGAAGGCAAUGCUGGGUUCAUCAACUUUGAGGGAGCGGUUGGGAGUAUCGGACGAUACCCGUGGAUAUUGAAGAAAUUGAUAGAUGGUUUUCAGCUUGUGGAGUAUGACUUUGCAACAGGAGAGCCAACGAGAGGGAAGGAUGGUUUCUGCAAACUCAUGCCUGUUGGUCAGACGGGUCUUGCCCUCUUUAAGAUUGAUGAUAAGAAUCCUUACACCGGUUACAAAGGUCCCAAGGAGAAGAGUGAGAGGAAGAUAGUUAGGAACGUGAAGACCAAAGGAGAUGCAUACUUUAACACUGGUGACCUUCUGAAGAUGGAUGAUGAAGAUUAUAUCUACUUCAUGGACAGGAUUGGAGAUACUUUCAGAUGGAAAGGUGAGAAUGUAUCAACCGUGGAAGUUGCCCAAGCGUUGAGUUCUCACCCUGGUAUUAUGGAAGCUAAUGUGUAUGGUGUGAAUGUACCAGGUCAAGAUGGGCGGGCUGGAAUGGCAGCCAUCGUGCCAAACGAGGGCACCAGACUGGACCUUGGGGAUGUAUACUCUCACGUCUCCUCUCUCCUUCCCGACUACGCCUGCCCCAAGUUUCUGCGUCUGAUGGCCGAGAUAGAGGUGACCGGUACCUUCAAGCAUAAGAAGACGGAUCUUGUCAAGGAGGGCUUUGAUAUCCAUAGCAUCCCAGAGGAAGUCUUCAUCAUCGAGCCCUCGCAGAAGGCCUAUGUACCUCUCACAAGCAGGCAUCUGAGUGUCAUCAUGGCUGGACAAUCAAAGCUAUAGAGGGCGCUCUUUGCACAGAGCUGUAGCAUGCUGGGAGAGAUAGCCUCCAUCGCACAUGGGACAUGUACACCUACGUGCGCACGAUGAUAGGUUAAAUAUCCGUAGAAGACAACUAUUUGAAGCUGAAUGACCUAAUGAAUGACCAAUUAGGAAAGACUUCCACUGAAUCAACUAGCCAUGCACAGAGCCAUCCAUACACAAAUUUCAAUCAACUUUGUUUCAAUUGGACAUAAUGUUGACCAUAUUUUUCUAUUAUGCACUUGCCCAUUAAAGCAGCAAGCACCAUAUUGACCUGAUUAGAAUACAAUUGGCAUAAGUGCCAUACAGGUUUAAGGACUAAGACGAGAUGUAAGAGCUAGAAUUCACAAUACGAUGCUCCACCCAUCUGAUGCCACAGAUUUCCAACUUCCAAAAUUGAUAUGAAAUCUGCGGCAGCAUGUUGUGUGACCAUUUCAACAACUGUAUGUUUUCAAUCCACAGGAUAUUCUCCAAUUUUUGUUUAGUAUGGAAGUGAGGGAGUAGUAUUUUGAGAUUCCUAAGUAAAAGAAAAACAGCAAAAGGGAAGGGAGCAUUUAACGAAAAUUGUCUAAAUAUAGCUAGAAGAUAUAUGUCAUGUAUAGUUAUAUUAUUUAGCUAGCCACAUGGAGUACUUGGGAUUUCCCAUUAUCAGCUUCAUAACGUCAACUAUUUCCCAUGAUGCAGUUUGGAUUUUGGAAUGUCAAUUGCACUCGAUAGGUGUUGCACUCUAUUGCGAAUACUGAGAAUUAUUCGUUAGAUAUGUUAUUACUAUUCUCUGAUCCACUAUCACAGUUGGAAGUAUCAGAGGUGAAGAGUGUAUCAUUCCAUUUCACAUCUAAGGAGCUUCCAAUUCCUUUUUUUAUGAAUUAUGUGACAAUAAUCAAUUUUAAGAAAGGUGAUUAAGCAAUUAUUUUAAGAUGCCUGUCUAUAUCAUAAUCUAAUGAUUUCCUAAGCCCCAUUUUUGUUUCUUGCAUGCUUCAGCCUUGCUGACAUAUGACUCAGUAAACCGCUUUAAAAAAAAUGUUGCAGCAAAUUCAACAGAUGUUCAUGCAGUCUACUUCUUCUUUUUUCAUCUCCAUAUGCAAUUCAUUUAGACAUGAAAUUAUUUUGUUAUGCUGGGGUAGUUUUUGGGGCAGUUUUCCCCGUUUUGUCAGAAUGUCAUUUAUACUGGUCACUUAUGCAUGUAGUUUUGAAUGCUGAAAUUUGAAGCAUUGAUUCACGACUAUGGACAAAGUGUAUAAUUAUAUAGUGUAUAUUGAAAAUUAUUGUGUGUGAUAUGUACAGGAUUUUAUGUGGUUCAGGUGUCUAGAAUUGAUGUCAGCCAUUCUAUUAACGGCCAAACAAUAUAUGGAGAAGCCAGCAAGUCUAUCAAGGUGCUUUUGAUAAAAUUGAAUUACGUGGUAUGUGGUACCGGUAGUAACAUUAGCUAAAGAAAGCUCUCUUAUUCAACAUUGGAUGUUGAAUUUUCAAACAGUAUUCAGAAAAAAGCAUUGAGUGUCGUCCAGAUAUGAUCGGGUAGAGUACUGAUUUUUAGAGCACUCCGUGCCAACCUCA